Molecule: messenger RNA, 585 nt
Organism: Calliphora vicina (urban bluebottle blowfly)
Lineage: Eukaryota; Metazoa; Arthropoda; Insecta; Diptera; Calliphoridae
Exons: 1
Coding region: 1-585 (194 amino acids)
Source: RefSeq, a predicted model, not a curated record
AUGGUGUCAAAACUGAAGGCUCUAGAGAUCGAAGCGGCAAAGGCUGGUCUAAAGAUAAACACCGCCAAGAGCAAAAGCAUGCGAUGUAACACCAUCAAUACCAACAGGUUUAAAAUACGCAACGUCGACCUGGGCGAUGUAACGUCUUUCUGUUACCUUGGUAGUAUCAUUACGAGCAAUGACGGCUCUAGUAAUGAUGUGGCAUACCGCAUAUCAAGGGCCAAUCAAGCAUUCGGCAUGUUAAGUCCAAUAUGGAAAUCAGCCGUCAUAUCUUUCAACACCAAAAUAAAGUUGAUCAACAGCUGUGUCAAAUCCGCUCUCCUCUAUGCGAGCGAGACGUGGAACGCGCUGCCACGUGACAUAAAUGCUGUACAGGUAUUUGCCAACCGAUGCUUGCGAAGAAUUCUUCGGAUAUUCCGGCCUGCAACAAUAGCAAACGGAAAUCUAUGGAGCUUAACAAAUCAACGUCCAAUCCAUACUGAAAUACUCAAUCGAAAAUGGCGAUGGAUUGGUCAUACUUUGCUCAGGUUCACAGGAGAUAUAGCAAAAAAUGCCAUUGACUGGACACCCCAGGGUAAUACGUGA